AUGUCGCAGAAACCCAUCUUUGUUGUAACCCACCCGCGAGCAUGCUCGACAGCAUUUGAGAGGGUUUUCAUGACCCAACGGAAUAACAUCCAAUGUGUCCAUGAACCCUUUGGCGAUGCCUUUUACUACGGCCCCGAGAGGCUCUCAGAGAGAUUCGAAAAUGAUGAACAGGCCCGGAUAGACAGUGGCUUUAGCAAAUCGACAUUUAAAACCGUUUUGGACAGACUUGAUCGUGAAGCUUCUCUUGGCAAGCGAGUCUUCAUCAAGGACAUCAUCCACUACCUCAUCCCUCCCAACGGCCAACCCGCCAGCAUCGCUCCGUCCCUCCAGAAAGUCAAACGUGGCGUAGGCACCCAGGAACAUGCCAAUGGUGAUGCCACGGCCGUUGACACCGGACGUGUCAACGGCAAGGCGGAGGAGAACGGCAAGGAGAACGAGGCUACAAACGGGUUUCAUGCGGAAAAGAGCCCUCGUCCCAGCCACGCAAAGAUUGACAGCGGCCAGGGAACCAAACCCUACCCCUAUGACACAGAAGCCGAACCGGGCAAUCCCACCGUGAUGCCCACGGAGAUCUGGUCACGUUUCCAUUUUGCCUUCCUUAUCCGUGAUCCUCAUUUCAGUGUGCCUUCGUAUUAUCGUUGCACCAUCCCGCCACUGACUGAGGUGACUGGGUUCCCCAACUAUGACCCGUCGGAAGCCGGAUACGACGAGGUCCGUCGCAUAUUUGAAUACCUUCGAAAUGUCGGGCUAGUCGGUCCUCACAUUGCCACCCAUGAUGAGGACGAGAGUGCCAACGGCGAAGGUCUCAAGCCGGUCGUCAGUGGAAUUGGCGAAGGAAAGGAGUCGGGCGCAGAUAUUUGCGUAGUUGACGCGGAUGAAAUGCUCCAGAAGCCGGCACCAACCAUCGAAGCAUUCUGCCGUAGCGUGGGACUGGAUUAUGAUCCGAGCUUGUUGGAGUGGGACACAGACGAGGACCACCAAUUUGCCAAGGAUGCGUUCGAGAAGUGGAGGGGCUUUCACAACGAUGCGAUCGAAUCAAAGGGUCUGACUGCCAAGAAGAAGAAACAGGCCAAGUCCGAAGAAGAAUUCGAUGCUGAAUGGCGGGAGAGAUUCGGCGAGGAGGGUGCAGCGAUUAUCCGCAAGACGGUUGACGCCAACAUGCCGGAUUAUCUGUACCUCAAGCAGUUCUCGCUGCGAGUUUAG
Messenger RNA from Aspergillus ruber CBS 135680, 1203 nucleotides. RefSeq lists its product as uncharacterized. NCBI's taxonomy places the organism in Eukaryota, Fungi, Ascomycota, Eurotiomycetes, Eurotiales, Aspergillaceae. Bases 1 to 1203 code for a protein of 400 amino acids. The transcript is spliced from 5 exons. The record is from RefSeq and is a predicted model, not a curated record.